AUGCCUAAGAAUGUAAGUGAUUUAAUUAGUUCAGAUGGAUACCGGGACAUGAAUAUUAUCUGCAAGUAUACUGAUAGCUCUUUUGAUAAUGCUAUUAACUAUGUAGCUAUAAAUCUUAGCAUGCAUGAUAGAAUCAGAUGGAAGUCCACUAUCUCAGGAAAUUUAACUACUAAAUCUGCUUACAACUAUCUGACUAAUCUUAAGAUUGAUAAGAAUGAAGCUAACUUUUGGAAGAAAAUUUGGAGUCUAAAUGUUCUGCCUAAAGUUAAUAUGUUUUAUUGGAAAGUUGUUUCAAAUACUCUAGCCAUAGGGAGGAAUAUGUCUAAAUAUGUUAAAGAAACAAACCCAUACUGCCUGCUUUGUGAUGCGAAUGAUGUUGAAGAUGAAAUGCACUUGUUUGUAAAUUGUUUGUUUACAAGAAAGGUAUGGAAUGCUUUUGAUCUUAAUAGCAUUUAUAAUUAUGGAGGAAAUCAGGACAUUAUGCAUUGGUUUACAUUUUGGUUGAACAAUAAAGCUUUCAAUGACAAGCAUAAUUUAGUUUCGUUCAUUAUCUGGUCCAUCUGGAAAUUUAUAAAUAGUAUGAAUUUUGAUAAUCUUGUGCCUGAUGUGCAAAAAUUAAUUGAUUUAGUAAAAGCUUCCCACCAGAAGUUAACUUUAUCAAGGGACAGUCAUACCAGUCAUGUUUCUAUUAAUACAAAGAAACAAUGCAAUGAUAAUCACAUACAAGACAGAUGUUCAUUUGACUGGUUUAUAUAUUUUGAUGCUUCUUUCCUUGAAGCUGGUUUUACUAUGGGUUAA
Papaver somniferum (opium poppy) is the source of this 798-nucleotide messenger RNA. RefSeq lists its product as uncharacterized. The record is from RefSeq and is a predicted model, not a curated record. The transcript has a single exon. The coding region runs from base 1 to 798 and encodes 265 amino acids. Lineage: Eukaryota; Viridiplantae; Streptophyta; Magnoliopsida; Ranunculales; Papaveraceae.